Molecule: messenger RNA, 3190 nt
Organism: Stegastes partitus (bicolor damselfish)
Lineage: Eukaryota; Metazoa; Chordata; Actinopteri; Pomacentridae
Product: spermatid perinuclear RNA-binding protein-like
Exons: 16
Coding region: 1-1998 (665 amino acids)
Cellular component (GO): precatalytic spliceosome
Molecular function (GO): single-stranded RNA binding; double-stranded RNA binding
Source: RefSeq, a predicted model, not a curated record
AUGGCCAAGCACGCCAGCGUUUAUCCAGCACCGGAGGAGCUGGAGGCCGUCCAGACGCUGGUGUCCACCGUGGAGGGAGCCCUGAAGAAGGUCUCCGACUGGAUGGACGGCCUCAACAAACCCUCAGGGAAGACGUCCGCCGCCAACGAAGCUGCAGACAACACAAAGGAAGAAGACGCUGCCGAGACAAAGCCCGGUGCUGCCUCGGUGCUGUGCGGGGUGACGCGUGUCGGCCUGGUGGCCAAGGGCCUGCUGAUCAAAGGCGACAUGGACCUGGAGCUGGUUCUGAUGUGCAGGGAGAAGCCCACCAAACUACUGCUGUACACCGUCAGCGCCAACCUGCCGCUGCAGAUCCAGACAAUGACGGACGACAAAUACGAAGUGCGGUCGAGCGUUCCCGAGGCAGCCAUCCAGGUGUGCAGCACCAAAGACCCUCAACUCACCCUGAAGAUCAUCUUAUCCUCCUUAGCCAUGAGGGAGGAUCAUGGCACCACAGAAGAAGAAGAGGAAGGCGACCGGGGCGGCGACAAGCAGCGGCGGGAGGACGAGGAGGAGGAUGAAGACGAGGACGUCCUGGACCGGCAGCGGUGCCAGGCGGCGCUGGCUUCGCUCCGACACGCCAAAUGGUUCCAGGCCCGAGUCACGGACCUCAAGUCCUGCGUCAUCGUCCUGCGGAUUCUCAGAGACAUGUGCAACCGGCUGCCCGUGUGGCAGCCUCUCAAAGGAUGGCCUCUGGAGCUGAUCUGUGAAAAGGCCAUCGCCACCUGCAACCGGCCGCUGGGUCCAGGUGAGGCUCUGCGCCGAGUCAUGGAGUGCAUCGCCUCGGGGAUCCUCCUACCAGGAGGUCCAGGAGUUCACGACCCCUGCGAGAGGGAACCGACGGACGUCCUGAGCGGCCUGGAGGCCCAGCAGGCUGACGCCAUCACACACAGCGCUCAGCAUGCGUUACGCCUCCUGGCCUUCGGACAGCUUUACAAGGUCUUGAAUAUGGAUCCUCUGCCGGCCAACAAGCCUUCGCCGAGGCUGUUAGAAGGCGGCUGUCAGAAGAGGCUUCGGGACGACGUCGGCUCAGACGACAGAGACUUCAUCAAAAGGAUGAAAGUGCUGGACUGGAGGAUGACGGACCCAAACCACCCCAUGAACGCCCUGAUGCGACUCAACCAGAUCCACCCGGGCCUCCAGUACCGCCUGCUGUCCCAGUCCGGCCCGGUCCACGCCCCGGUCUUCACCAUGUCCGUGGAGAUCCAGGGGACCGCCUACCAGGCCACCGGCAACUCCAAGAGGACCGCCAAGCUGCAAGUGGCCCUCAAGGCGCUGCAGGCUCUCGGCUUCGUGCUCGGCGGCGACGGCGACGUGGACUCGCUGAGCGCCGACGAGAAGUCGGACGGCGAGGGGAAGAACGACCGGAUGUCCAGCAGCUCCAGCUCCACCUCCAUCACCUCCUCCACGGACACGCAGGAGUCCAGAGCUCCGGGUCCGAUCCUGACGGCGGGCGGUAAAAACCCGGUGAUGGAGCUGAACGAGAAGCGCCGAGGCCUCAAGUACGAGCUGAUCUCGGAGAGCGGCAGCAGCUACGACAAACGCUUCAUCAUCGAGGUGGAGGUGGACAAGCAGGUAUUUCGGGGGACGGGUCCUAAUAAGAAAGUAGCCAAAGCUAGCGCCGCGUUAGCCGCCCUGAACAGCUUGUUCUCCGGAUCCAAGUCCGCGACCAACAAGAAGAAACGACCCAACCCUCCACCAAAGCGACCCGUGGCCUCGGUGCUGACCCUCCCGGCCCUCGCUGCCAGACCUCCGCGGGUCCCGGUGAUCCCCAGAGCUCCGUACAUCAGCACCCCGCCCACACAUGGAUACAUCCCGCCAGGUUUUGGUGCACCUUAUGGUUACAGCCCUGCAGGCGCCCUCCCUGCUUACAGUUUUCCCUCCAGAAUGCCCUCAGUAGUUGUCCCAGUCAUCCGAGUCCCCACAACAUACCCCGUCACCCACCUGUACCCCUAUUAGGACCCUCCCUCACCCAUCUCACAGGAAAUCACUUGUUAAAGGAAUAUCCUGGCUGUGUGUUCACAAAAAAACAACACCAGUUUCUGAGCAUUAAAUAAGGCAGAACUAUUGUUGCACAGCAUGUUCCCUCUGGGCCACAGCGGCAAUCAGCGAGAUCCAUUUGGCUGUUAGAAAGUUGCGUUGGCCUCGUCUUUUGCUGUCCGUGUGAACACAGAGUUUGACAAAUAAGCUCUUUGAUCAGCAAACCGUUAUGCAAUGAAAAAAAAAAAAAAACAAGCUCAGCAUUUAGUGAGCCGCAGUGUGUGAAAGACUGCUCAGGAAAAUAUUACAAAGUAGAGAGCAGAGUGUCUAGUGUCGGGUAUUACAUUUACAAGGGAAGUCAUUAACCUCACAGCAACGGAAACACCAACCAUUCGUCGAAAUAAACAGCCACUGAAUGGACCUAAAAAGGAUUAUUAGCCAGUCAAGGCUAUAAAACAUCCUCUGCAGGGAAACUAACCCAACAACCACUAUAGAAAAGUAAAGACACUCAAAAUUGCAGUCGCUAUAAGGAGCAGGAAGCAGCCUCUGUGGUAUAGCAACCACUAAAUGUGCAAUGUGGAAAACUGAAUAAAUAACAUAUUGAGGAAAUGAAACACUGUUGAUUUCCCUAAACUAAAUAUCCACCGUAACGACCCUAUAGGGAAAUAAAGCUGAUAUUAGUAGGAUUACACAGCAAGAACAAAAAACAUCUACACAGCAUUCGUUGUAAAUAAAUAAACUAUUUCACUAGAAUGGACACUAAACAGUUUAUUUCCCUGCAGUCAUCAUCAACAUGUUAACUGCAGAGAACUUCAGAUAUUUUUAGCUGCUUAACAUCCAAAGAAGGGAACUAAACCAAUAAAACCAGUGCAGGGAACUAAAUAAACCCACUAACCACAGAUCAGCUAUGAAAUAUCUCCAGUAGGGAACCAAAAAGAAAACACCCCCAAAUCAAUCAACUAUUUCAAAGUAUUGAAAUAAAUCAACAGCCACCUCAGGGAACCAGUUGAACACCAGCUGCACACUGACAACUAAAGAACCAAUGUAGGGAACUAAACAUACUUCACUUUGGACUAAAGAAAAUAAAUUCUAACAACUAGUCAACUAUGGUUAGUCCAUAUUUUACAAUGGUCACUGCCAUACACCACUCACCUAAUAUAUAUUACAGGGA